AUGAAGGGGAAGAGUGGCAAACUUGGAGGUGAUGAAUCCGAAGAUAGGAUCGACGUUGAUAAACCACUUUGGAACCAGGACACGUAUCUCGGAAGAUGGAUGCAUUACGCCUUCAUCACCGACUGCCGCACGAUACUCGUGCCGGAGGACAAAUUGUGGGAAGCAAAAAAGCUCUGCGAGGACUACAAAGCCGGGAAGGAGCCGGAGGGCUUGCAAAGAAAGGACAUAAUCUACGCGAAGAAGCUCAAGGAUAGCGCCUUCCAUCCCGACAACGGCGAGCUCAUGCACGUGAUAGGGAGAAUGUCCUUCCAGUUGCCUGGUUCCGUCGCCCUCACCGCUGCCAUGUUGACCUUCUACAAAUCCGCCUUCGGCGUGAUAGCCUGCCAGCUGGUUAAUCAAGGCCUCAACGCAUUUGUCAAUUACACUAAUCGAAACGCGAUGAGCGACGAGCCGCAGGACACCGACGUUAUCCGGCAGGCGUUCGUGCUCGCCACCGCGGCGAGUUGCGCGGCCGCUUUGGGAUUCAGGAAGCUGUUCUCCACCAGAGGCACUCUCUUUGCAAGAUUCGCUCCGUUUUGCGCGGUGGCUGCCGGCAACAUGGUAAAUCUCCCCAUCAUGCGGCAACGGGAGAUCGAACGGGGUAUACCCAUAUUCGUCAAGAACGGUGACGAGGUGUGCAUCAUGAAGUCGCAGGUGGCCGCCGUCAAGGGUAUCUCCGAGUGCAUCUUCACAAGGAUAAUAAUGGCCGCGCCCGGAAUGCUGAUGAUCCCGAUCAUCACGCAACGCAUGCGAUCGUAUUGCUUCUACCAAGUUCGUCCGUGGGUCACAUUUCCCGUCGAAAUUGGCUUAUGCACGCUCUGCUUGCUGGUCAUGAUCCCUUCGGCGCUCGCCAUUUUUCCGCAGAGAAACUCGAUGACACCGGAAAUGUUAAAAAUAUGUCCGGAGGAGUACGAAAUAUUUCGAGAGAAAAUGGGUCAGCGCAAACAUCCGGAUAAAGUUUAUUAUAACAAGGGAUUGUAGUCAGUAUAAAUAAAAAUAAAUUUAUAUUCUGUUUCGUAUUGUACAAAUAUAAAACGUAUUA
Messenger RNA from Temnothorax curvispinosus, 1081 nucleotides. Its product is annotated as sideroflexin-1-like. NCBI's taxonomy places the organism in Eukaryota, Metazoa, Arthropoda, Insecta, Hymenoptera, Formicidae. Gene Ontology annotation, cellular component: mitochondrial inner membrane. Gene Ontology annotation, molecular function: monoatomic ion transmembrane transporter activity. The transcript has 6 exons. The record is from RefSeq and is a predicted model, not a curated record. Gene Ontology annotation, biological process: serine import into mitochondrion; monoatomic ion transport. Bases 1 to 1020 code for a protein of 339 amino acids.